This is a messenger RNA of Trypanosoma cruzi, 1047 nucleotides long. Its product is annotated as asparagine synthetase A, putative. Gene Ontology annotation, molecular function: aspartate-ammonia ligase activity. Gene Ontology annotation, cellular component: cytosol; cytoplasm. The transcript has a single exon. The record is from RefSeq and is a predicted model, not a curated record. The coding region runs from base 1 to 1047 and encodes 348 amino acids. Lineage: Eukaryota; Euglenozoa; Kinetoplastea; Trypanosomatida; Trypanosomatidae.
AUGACAUCGGGAGAUCCUGCGGCUUUUAUUCAGCUGCAAGAGCAGAUUGUAACAGUGAAACAGGUGUUCAGCAGUGCUCUGGCGAAGGAACUUAACCUCGUUGAGGUUCAGGCCCCACUUCUCGCGUGUUGUGGCGACGGAACACAGGAUAAUCUUUCCGGUACCGAAAAGGCUGUGCAGGUGCAUGUAAAAGGAAUUCCAGACUCAAAAUUUGAGGUGGUGCACUCACUUGCCAAAUGGAAGCGACAAACACUUGGGGACCACAAGUUUCCUGUUGGCCAGGGAAUUUAUGUCCACAUGAAAGCGCUUCGCGUGGAAGAAGAGCUUGACACGACACAUUCCGUCUUUGUGGAUCAAUGGGACUGGGAAUUGGUGAUGCCACCGCAAGAGCGUAAUUUAACAUUUUUGAAGAACACAGUUCAGCGUCUUUACGCGGCGAUUCGCCAGACGGAAGAGGCUAUUUGUUCCAAAUACAAUUUGGACCGUGUGCUUCCAGCCAACAUUCAGUUCUUACACGCCGAGCAUCUUUUGAAGAUGUACCCUGAAAUGAAUAUGAAGGAACGUGAACGCGCCAUUGUGAAAAAGUACGGUGCUGUUUUUCUUAUUGGCAUCGGUGGCAAUCUGACCAGCGGUGAACCGCACGAUCUACGAGCACCCGACUAUGAUGACUGGUCUUCACCUGUUUCUGCGGCAGAUAUCACAUUCCCUUGUGGGGAUCCAACAAUGAAUUCUCUGGCCUCACUUCCUGGACUCAAUGGUGACAUCCUUGUGUACAACCCUGUCCUUGAUGACGUACUGGAGCUGAGCAGCAUGGGGAUUCGCGUGGAUGCUGAAACACUUCGACGCCAGCUUACCCUGUUGUCCAACGAGGACCGUCUCGGGUACGUGUGGCACAAGCGGCUGCUUGCCGGUGAAUUCCCGCAGACUAUUGGAGGCGGUAUUGGUCAGAGUCGUCUGCUGAUGCUGUUGCUUAAAAAGAAGCAUAUUGGGGAGGUGCAGUGCAGUGUGUGGCCGAAGGAAAUGCGCCAGAAUUAUCCCUUGCUGUGA